This is a messenger RNA of Uranotaenia lowii, 1650 nucleotides long. It is a transcript of the gene eag, whose product is annotated as potassium voltage-gated channel protein eag. Gene Ontology annotation, biological process: regulation of membrane potential; potassium ion transmembrane transport. Gene Ontology annotation, molecular function: voltage-gated potassium channel activity. Lineage: Eukaryota; Metazoa; Arthropoda; Insecta; Diptera; Culicidae. The record is from RefSeq and is a predicted model, not a curated record. The transcript is spliced from 10 exons. Gene Ontology annotation, cellular component: membrane. The coding region runs from base 106 to 1362 and encodes 418 amino acids.
GCGGACAGUUCAUUCUUACUAGCUAAUGCUCAAAUCGUUGAUUUUCCAAUUGUUUACUGCAAUGAGGCCUUUUGUAAAAUUAGCGGCUAUAAUCGCGCCGAGGUUAUGCAAAAGUCAUGCAGCAGAUGCGGCUUCAUGUAUGGCGAGCUGACGGAGAAAGAAACCGUGGCCCGGGUUGAGUACGCACUGGAGCACCAGCAGCAUGACCAGUUCGAAGUUCUGCUCUACAAAAAGAACAAAACGCCAUUGUGGCUUUUGCUUCAAGUGGCGCCCAUUCGAAAUGAGCGAGAUUUGGUUGUGCUAUUUUUGCUCACGUUCCGAGACAUCACAGCGCUCAAGCAGCCGAUUGACAGCGAGGAUACGAAGGGAGGUCUGUCGAAAUUUGCCAAGCUGGCCCGAUCCGUAACCAGAAGCCGUCAAUUCAGCGCUCAUCUGCCUGCGCUUAAAGAUCCUACAAAGCAAUCAAAUCUAGCUCAUAUGAUGUCAUUAAGUGCCGAUGUUAUGCCACAAUAUCGUCAAGAAGCGCCAAAAACACCGCCGCAUAUACUAUUGCAUUAUUGUGCAUUUAAAGCAAUCUGGGAUUGGGUGAUAUUGUGUUUAACAUUUUAUACAGCAAUUAUGGUACCAUACAAUGUAGCCUUCAAGAAUAAAACAUCUGAGGAUGUGUCACUAUUAGUGGUUGACUCGAUUGUAGAUGUUAUAUUUUUCAUAGAUAUUGUAUUAAAUUUCCACACCACGUUUGUCGGUCCUGGUGGUGAGGUUGUCAGCGAUCCGAAAGUUAUCCGGAUGAACUAUCUCAAAUCCUGGUUCAUCAUCGAUCUGCUCAGCUGUCUGCCCUACGACGUCUUCAAUGCGUUCGAUCAUGAUGAAGAUGGCAUCGGAUCACUUUUUAGUGCACUGAAAGUGGUGCGAUUACUUCGACUUGGCCGAGUCGUGCGGAAAUUGGAUCGAUACCUGGAGUACGGAGCGGCAAUGUUGAUUCUGUUGCUGUGCUUCUACAUGCUGGUGGCCCACUGGUUGGCCUGCAUCUGGUACUCGAUCGGCCGAAGCGACGCAGACAAUGGGGUACAAUAUAGCUGGUUGUGGAAACUGGCGAAUGUAACCCAAAGUCCGUAUUCGUACGUCUGGUCCAACGAAUCAAAUGCACCUGAAUUGGUCAAUGGACCGUCCCGUAAAACGAUGUACGUUACGGCACUCUACUUCACGAUGACAUGUAUGACAUCGGUUGGGUUCGGCAAUGUGGCCGCCGAGACGGACAACGAGAAGGUAUUCACUAUCUGCAUGAUGAUAAUUGCAGGUGCAGUGUUCUACGUUCCGUUGCCACGUCCUGUUAUUUUGACACCGUUAUUUUUAAGAGAGUAGUGUUAUUUUUAGCAAAAAACAAAAAAAAACCUCAACAAACUGUACUAUGACGCUCGCUCUUUCCUCACCGACACUCACUUUGCAAACGUCCUGUGUGUAAAGCUGUUUAAAAAAAAUCUUACCUGUCGCUGCCAACCUUCAAUGAACAAACCUUCUAUUGUGCCGUGUCGUGAUUGGUUUUUAUCUAUUGGGAAGCUAGCUGUGAUACGCCAAAAUUCUGUCAAAUUAUACAUAUUACUUUACGUUACUCACGUCAAUCGCUUGUUUUCGUUCAUCUCAGUUGUAUCU